AUGCUGGACAUGCGGUUAGAGCUUCGCGAUGCCGAGGCAUACGAGAAGAAGAAGAACGCGACGGCACGAGACGGCCAUGCAUGGGGGGGAGGGAGAGGAGGAGAUUCUGGUGACGCCCGUAAGACGUUGAAUGCGACCAAUGGCGCGCUCGGUCGAUGUAGGGAGGGAGAAGUCGCGACGAUGCUGGUGGACGCACGUCGACAUUGUCGAGAUUUGGAGCGAUGCCUUGUCUUGCUGCAGAACGAGGAGAGAAACAAGCAGGAGCAAGCAACUCGCAUCUCCAACUACUGGGAGAGGAAGCAUGAUCAAGAGCGGCGACUGAGUUUGAAAUCCACAGUGUUCUCGAGAUGGCGAGUCAACGCCAAGGACACGAUCAUCCUGAGACUUCGCCGUGAGCUGGAGCAAGCGUCUAAGAAGGAGAAGGAGCACCAGGCAGCGAAGAUCCAUGCUGAUGCUCUCCUUGAGACCAGCAGGCGUCGCAUCCGCUCCCUAGAGCUCUUGGUGUCCGACGCGCAAGCCCAGGGAGUGAAGAUGGCAGCAGGAGCGCAUGCAGAUGUGCAGGCUCACGUACAAGCUAUCCGUAGGGAAGAGAGGAAGGCGUCGGAGAAGAGGCUUGCAGAGAUGAAAGCGCAGAUGAUGGAGGAGGUCUGGCAAGUGGAGGAGGAAAGAAUCCUGCAGGUGCAGGAUCUGCAGAAGGAGCUGGAGCUGGAAAGGAGAGCACACGAGAUCAUCCUCAGAAAGAGGAGAUUCGAAUAG
Molecule: messenger RNA, 756 nt
Organism: Guillardia theta CCMP2712
Lineage: Eukaryota; Cryptophyceae; Pyrenomonadales; Geminigeraceae
Exons: 10
Coding region: 1-756 (251 amino acids)
Source: RefSeq, a predicted model, not a curated record